This is a messenger RNA of Suillus paluster, 792 nucleotides long. RefSeq lists its product as uncharacterized. The coding region runs from base 1 to 792 and encodes 263 amino acids. Lineage: Eukaryota; Fungi; Basidiomycota; Agaricomycetes; Boletales; Suillaceae. The transcript is spliced from 3 exons. The record is from RefSeq and is a predicted model, not a curated record.
AUGACAGCAACCAGCACUACCCCAGAUGCAGAAUUUCCGUGCACACCUAAUUCCAACCGUUCCAGCGGUGUAUGCCAUAUCACUUACACCUCUGUUGAGGCUGGAUCACUGACUCCAAAUCCUUCUCCUGAGAACCAACACAGCGAUGCUUCCCGUCCCCAUUACUCCAGCUCAUCUGAAGAGGAACAUAUUUUUGAUGGAUUGUUAGACAACCUCAACUGUGACCAGGGUACAUCAAAAAGUGUCGAGCAGAAGGUGAUGGAGGCAUACUUGAGGCAUAUAGGACAACUUAGUGCGAGCUCUUUCCACUGCAUUAUUCGCUACCUGGAAGCAGUUCAUGAACGCCAACGUAUGCACUACUACAUGUCAUGCUGGGAUGUCAUAGUAGUCCAAAGGUGGGAAGCUGUCGCUCUUUCUGCGCGUGAUAAAUCGAAAACGGACUUCCUUGCAGUAGAGCAGGAAUUGCAGUUUGUUCUGGACAUUCUGUCUCAACACCUGUCAUUACCUCGUGAAACUACCGUGGAUAGCCAAAAUCUCGCUGCCGCCCACGACAAUGACAGGAUAUCCAUCUUGCGGACUGACGCUGUACUCACCACUCUGAAGGGUCAUGCUGAUCCUAUGGAUGACUGGUACGUUCUACUUCAAGUGUUAUGUUUUAUAUCUCAUGUGCUUCUUUUCUACGUUGGCCCUGUGGUCAUCGCCAAGGGCACAUAUGCAUACCUUGAGAUGUGCCAAGUCCUCACCCUCGUCAUUUUCACCAUCUCCAUUGGCUCCCAACUCAUCUUCACUUAG